Molecule: messenger RNA, 6403 nt
Organism: Drosophila simulans
Lineage: Eukaryota; Metazoa; Arthropoda; Insecta; Diptera; Drosophilidae
Gene: GlyT
Product: sodium- and chloride-dependent glycine transporter 1
Exons: 9
Coding region: 273-3836 (1187 amino acids)
Biological process (GO): sodium ion transmembrane transport
Cellular component (GO): membrane
Source: RefSeq, a predicted model, not a curated record
UUCAGUUGCUUUCGAAUUGUCCGCCAAAUUGGACGCUCCACGUGUCCGUAAUUUUCGAUCCACCCACGGGAGCAGGCGAAACAACAACAAGCCCACAGAAACUGUCCGAAAAGAGCAGCCACCAAGAUAGCUAGUGCCAUUCGCUAACGUUGCCGUUCCUGCCGAAAAGAUCCUCGCAAAAAGUGCUGAAAAGUGAAGAGAAGUGCUGACGAAGGGGAAAACCCUGUAGCGAACUCUUAAUUGUCUGGAGGAGGAUCAGAACUGCCACCCAAAUGGGGCAGAGCAGCAAGUCCGGAAGUGCCGGAGGAGGCGGAGGAGGCGUGGUCUGCCCCUCUACGGCGAUCAGUGGCUGUGCCUCCGGAACAGCGCUCAUCCAGCUGGACGCCACUGGGCCAGGAUCCGGCGGAGCUGUGGAGUCCGAGCACGAACGUGGCACCUGGACGGGUCGCUUUGACUUUCUGCUCUCGCUGCUCGGAUACUCAGUGGGCCUGGGCAACGUGUGGCGGUUUCCCUACCUGUGCUACAACAACGGAGGAGGAGCCUUCCUCAUCCCCUUCACCAUAAUGCUGGUCAUCGCCGGACUGCCGCUGAUGUUCAUGGAGCUCUCAUUUGGCCAGUACGCCGCCCUGGGUCCCGUGGCCGUCUACCGCCGGUUCUGCCCGCUCUUCAGGGGACUGGGAACCGGCAUGAUCCUGGUGUCCGCCAUAGUGAUGCUCUACUACAACCUGAUCAUCGCCUGGACCAUCUUCUACAUGUUCGCCUCGUUUGCGCCGGUGCUUCCGUGGCAGAAUUGCGAGCCCGCCUGGAGCACAAAGUAUUGCUUCUCGUACGCACAGGCGGACCAGUGCGAGGCCACCAAUGGCACCUACUACCUCCGCACCUGCCACAACGCCACCUCCGCGGCGGAGAACAACAUCACCGCCCUGGCGCUCGGCGCCCUGAAGCGUCCACCAGCCGAGGAGUACUUCAACAACUUUGUGCUCGGUCUGUCCAAGGGCAUCGAGGAGACGGGCAGCAUUAAGCUGUCACUGGCCGCCUGCCUUUUCCUGGCGUGGACGAUAGUGUUCCUGUGCCUGUGCAAGGGCGUCCAGUCCUCCGGCAAGGUGGUCUACUUCACGGCCCUCUUCCCCUACGUCGUCCUGGUGAUACUCUUCGUCCGGGGAGUCACGCUGCCGGGCGCGAGCACGGGCAUUCUCUUCUACCUGACGCCCGACUGGAAGCAGCUGGCCAACGCCCAGGUCUGGGGCGAUGCGGCGGUACAGAUAUUCUUCGCACUGAGCCCGGCCUGGGGCGGAUUAAUCACGCUCUCGUCUUACAACAAGUUCUCCAACAACUGCUACAAGGACUCGCUGAUCGUGGCCUUCUGCAACAUAGCCACCUCCUUCUUCGCCGGCCUGGUGAUCUUCUCCAUCAUUGGCUUCCUGGCCCACGAGCUGAACGUCGAUGUGGAGAAGGUGGUGGACCAAGGCGCUGGUCUGGCCUUCAUUGUCUAUCCGGAGGUGGUCACCCGGCUGCCCGUCUCGCCCGUUUGGGCCGUUCUGUUCUUCGUGAUGCUGCUGACCCUGGGACUGGACUCCCAGUUCGCUCUGAUGGAGACGGUGACGACGGCGAUUCUAGACAGGUUCCCCAACCUGAGGCAGUACAAGAUCUGGGUGGUCCUAUCGGUGGCUAUUUUCGGCUACAUCGGCGGUCUGGGCUUCACCACCAAUAGCGGCAUGUACUGGCUGCAGCUGAUGGACAAAUACGCUGCCAACUGGUCCGUGCUGCUGAUUGCCAUCUCGGAGUGCAUCCUAAUUGCCUGGAUCUAUGGAUCCCAGCGGUUCCUCAACGACAUCCAGGGCAUGAUUGGCAAGCGAUCCUGGUUCUGGAACUUCUUCUGGGGCAUCAUGUGGCGCUACAUCACGCCAGCCACUCUCUUGUUCAUUUUGUUCUUCAACUGGGUGGAGUACAAGCCCGCCAAGUAUGGCCACUAUGUCUACCCCAUGUGGGCGGAUGCAGUGGGCUGGAUCGUGGGACUGCUGCCCGUGCUGGUCAUCUUCCUGGUGGCCUUCCAGGAGAUCUGGCGGGCGCCCAAGAGCCUCAGCUUCAGGGACCGCAUCAAGCACCUGCUGCAGCCCACCGCCGAGUGGGGACCAGCGGGCAGACCCUGCGUCAACCUGCACGCCGAGCGGUACCAGAGCCAGAACUACGACGGCGUGACCAACACCAAGAUCCUAAUCGAGGAGGAGGCCUCGCCCAAGCAGGCGGCGAACAAGAAGGACAGGCAACUAACUCUGGAUGUGGACGUGGAUGUCGAGUGCCUGCCCCUGGCGACUGUGGGCAAGCGGCCAGGUGCUCCGAAAUCCGUGGGCAAGCAGGGCAGCAGCGGCAACCUGCAGACGAAUGCCAAGAACGGCACCCACAAGUCGCCAACCACCGAGAUCAGCCCCAGCAAGCAGCCCCUUAUUCCCGCCGAAAAGGACAACAAGUCGGCGAGCACAAAGGUCCUGGCCGCCGGAACGCAGAGCAGCGGACGUGAGUGCACCACCAUGUCCACAUUCGCGGGCGGCGGGGAGAAGAAGUCAACCAAAGUCAAUUUGGCCACAGGAGCCACAAGUGCUGCAGCUCCGCUGGCCAGCAGCAACAUCACGACAGCAGCAACUGUCGCUGCUGCCACCAAAUCACCGCCUGCAGCUGGUGUUGCACCCACCACUUUAGUGGGUGUGGCUGCCACAGGAACAACAGUUGCUGCUGCGGCAAAUGGCAAAGCCACACUUAAAACGACAAUAUCAUCGGGUGCUGCUGCAGCUCCUACUGCUGGUGGCAACAAAGCAGCCAGUGUUGCAGCUGCAACAGCAACAGUCGCCACUGGCAAAACGCCUGCAGCGGCAAUGGCUUUGAAUGUGGCUGCCUCGGUUAAAGUGUCGCAAACGGAUAAAACAGCUCCACUUAAGACCACAAUAUCGGCCAGUGUUGCUGCUGCUCCAGGCGGCACAAAAGCAUCAACAGCACCUGGUGUUGCAACUGCAACAGUGGUCACUGUCUCGUCGGGAGCAACAGUGCCUGCUGCAGCCUCAAAAGCAGCCGCUCCACUCAAAGCUACGGCACCACCACCAUCGGCUGCGGUUAGUGCAACACAGGCCGCAAAGAACACACCAGUUGCCGCUCCACUUACCGCGGCACUUGUUGCUGCAGCGCCGCCAGCCAAGUCCACAUCAGCAUCGGUGGCGAAGACAAAUACAAACGCUGGCAGCAAGGCAACGGCCGCAUUAUCCACUUUCAAGUCGGAUGCUCCAGCUGCAGCUGCCAGUGUUGGGGUGACGAACGGAAAGGUCACGCCGAGUGGAGGAGCCACAUCAACUGCACAGCCAGCAGUUAACCAAAAAGCGACAGCAGCAGCAGCAGCACAAAAGUCGCAAGUGGCUACUGCAACCCCAACGCCUACGAAAACUGCCUUGAAUCAGAAGCCGAUUGCCCCUUCAGCGGGAAGUGGCAAGGCGGCUACAUCGGGCGAUGUGCUCAGCAGCCGGAGCACGGAUACUCCACCGCCUGCAAAGGGUGCCGCCAGCAGCAACAUGUCGGCCAAGUCCGCGAAAGCCGGCAGGACACAGGCGAACGAAACCAGCCCCACGAAGUCGGCAGUGAAGCCCAUCAAGGCCGGCUCCACCAGCCCCACAAAAGCUGUGGUGGCCAAGCCAGGAGCAACUGCAGGCAAGGGUGCAGUGGCAUCUGCUGCAACAGCGACUGCAGCGGGCAGCAGCAGCAGCAGCAAGAAGGCGGCCACGUCGACAGCUGCAACAUUGGGCAGCCAGGCCAAGACGAAAGGCAAUGCAUCCGGAGCAGGCACUAAGAAGUAAUAGCCAGAGCGUACCAGGUAGGAUCUGUUGGCCGAGGCCUAGGAAAAGGAAAGGAGUCGAACGCAUACGUUGUUGUUCCCAAUAUCGAAAACUAUUUUUAUAAGUAUAUAUAUAUAAACGUGUAUGUGUGUAUCUACGAGCUAAGCAACCUACUUAACUGUACAUGUAAAGAGUUUAACUAGGCGAUUAUGCAAGCGGACACAAGCUACAGUCGAAUAUUUUAUAGACACCUCAUCCGGAUGGGCAGAGCGCGACGAGGGAGGAUCGAACCUUCAUGUUUCCUAUGCGAAAGUACCUAUUUAUCAGUCAUCACGAUGGGAUAGCUGUUCCUUAGUACCUAAUUUCAGAUCGAUGGUGGCGGCAAGACUCGAUUGUAAUAACCGAACCGAACAAGUUAACGUAGGCUUUAGGUCAGGAGUCCUGGUGUAUGUUUGUUUAGUUCCGUGUGUAUAUCCCUGGACGCCCCCCGUUGGGCGCCAACUAAUUCGAGAGCAAUGUUGAAAGUGCAAUGGAAAUCGUUGAGUUUUAAAAUAUAUAAAUUUAUAUACAAAUAUACAAAGGUUACAACUAAUCAAUUUACACAAGUGAGAGAUCGUUUGAUUGGUUUUUUACUGCGAAUAUUCUUAAGACUACUUUGGAGGGCGGAACUUGGGCGGGCGGAGGUAUUUUUCCGUUUCAAAAGUGCGCGCAUUUGUUUAUAGAGCAGAAUACAUCACCCGGAAGGCGAGAUCCCUAAUCUGUAAAUGUGAAUGUAAAUGUAAAUGUAGAUUAUCUGUGUGCUCACUGUACUCCAUGUUUUCUGUGCUAACGAGAGACUCAUGUACCUAAAUGUUAAUCAAGUUGCAUCAAAUCCCUAUUUGUGUGCAUUUGUAUAGUUAAGGCGAAUAUUUAGAAGUGUUUUAUGUGCGUGGAGUAGGCGGGAACUAGGCCAAAUGCGGAAAAUGCUCACAGAAAACGGAAAAACAAUAAUUACGCGUACAUUUCUAGAAUUUAUAUAACCAUUGUUGUGUAUUCAUGUUGAAAUAAUUAUAUAAAUAUAUUAAAAUAUACAAGAAUAGAACAAAUAUAAUACUCGUAGAUAUUUGUAUGUGUUUGUACCUGUAGCUAGUUGGGAUAUCUAAGCACCAGAUACUCAGAACGAUCCAAUCUGAAGAAAGUGUGCUUUGCUUCUCGCCCUAUUUUGAUAUUACAUUAUUGCAAGUUUAGAGGCAUUCGCUCGAUUGAGAACCCAACUUUAUUCAGUCCCUGAAAAUGUGUGAUAAAUUAUUUGCUCCGGCUCGAAGUAAUUUUCAAUUUGUGUCAAACAUACUUAGGCGUAAGGAAAACAUUGGAAACAGGAAUAUAUAAUUAAACGCGAAUUGAAAUUGUUGUAACUUGAGUUCGUUGUUGUUGUUUGUUUAGCGCAGUAGCUGUGACACCUGCCUACAUACAUAUGUACCUAGAUACCCUAGAAACUAAAUUCGUAUAAAGUCAUAUAACCGCAUAUUUGCACGCAGCAAGUUAGUCGCCUGGAAUUUUAGUAUUAUUUAAAACAAUCAAUUCAUUUAUGCAAGUUUCUCUGUUUCAAGGCGACUAAUUUGCCGAGUGAACUUAUGUGGCGUAUGGAAAUAAGCCAUCGAUGUUGCAUGUUUGUUAGUUGAACUGGAUGUGUACCUGUAAAAUGAAAACCGAAACGUAGUCUAAGCGGAAUUAUCAAGUAAAUAUGUAUAUGUAGUUAAGAAAUUAUGUACCGGCUGUUCGAAAGAUAUAACGAUAAUUAUGUAUUAGCACAUGUAAUGCCGCAAUUUGCUCAAACUUAACUUAGGUCGCAAGUGAAUACACAGAAACACAAACUGUCAAUUCAGACAAGGUAUUUAUAGUUUUAAAGUAAAACAAAUUACCCAAUCGGCACAUGACGUAGUGAAGUAAGCGGAGUUUACUUUAAACAUUGAACAGAGGAGCUUCAAAUUUUAUAUGAAACUUUGAGAUGUCAACGGAUUAAGUAAUCAUGUUUAAAAAUAAAACCCGAAGAGCUAGGCAAGUAAUCAAAUUGCAACUCAUAUCCCUGAAAACCGAAUGCAACCGAAAUAAGACCCAUCAACCGGAAAACCCACCAGUUACAUACAUGAUCAACAAUAAUAAUAUUCGAUGUAUGCAUUUUAAGCGAUUACAUAGUUAAGAGUAGAUAAACUCAGAAGAAUAAAGAGGCAUUCACAUUAUUUUUCAAAAGUUCUGUUAUUCAAAAUCAAAAGCGAGCAGAGUUAUGUAAUCAGAAAUGUUAUGUUGAGGCGGAAUUGAAUCCUGCACAGAAAAUCAAAAGUAACAGCCUGCGCCGAUUCGAAAAAACACAAUCCGUGGGCUAACUACACACACACAAUAUCUUACUAAAAUAGAUGUAUAACAUUUUGCUGUUCUGGUAAUCAAAAAAAUAUAUGUUAUAUCAAAUUAAAAGUGUAAGCAAAUAUGACACGUACGAGUAUUCCACAGAUGCCAAUAACUAAACGAGUAAUCAUAACAAGUAUGGUAAAAUGUAACAUUAAGCCAGGAAAACAAUAUUCAUGAAUAAAUAUUUAUGGGUUUUAACAGUC